Brassica rapa (field mustard) is the source of this 2660-nucleotide messenger RNA. RefSeq names its product G-type lectin S-receptor-like serine/threonine-protein kinase At1g11330. NCBI's taxonomy places the organism in Eukaryota, Viridiplantae, Streptophyta, Magnoliopsida, Brassicales, Brassicaceae. Gene Ontology annotation, molecular function: ATP binding; protein serine/threonine kinase activity. Gene Ontology annotation, biological process: protein phosphorylation; recognition of pollen. The record is from RefSeq and is a predicted model, not a curated record. Gene Ontology annotation, cellular component: plasma membrane.
AUGGUGGUUCUACUGAACACACGUCGUCGUCUUGUUCUUCUACUUGCAACAGUCUCUUGCUUCUCCUUGAGGCUAUGUUUGGGGGAAGACAGAAUCACGUUCACAACUCCGAUCAAAGACUCAAACUCAGAUACACUCCUCUGCAAAAGCGGUGUGUUCAGGUUCGGUUUCUUCACUCCAGUAAACUCCACUUCUAGGUUACGUUACGUUGGGAUAUGGUACGACAAGAUGCCAAUCCAAACCGUGGUUUGGGUCGCCAACAAAGACUCUCCCAUCAACGACACUUCCGGCGUUGUCUCCAUCUCCUCCAAAGACGGAAACCUCGUGGUCACCGACGGUAGAAACCGCACUCUAUGGUCCACCAACGUCACAGUACCAGUAGCUCCAACUACUACAUGGGUCCAGCUGAUGGACACAGGGAAUCUUGCGUUACAAGACAGCAGAAACAACGGGGAGACUCUCUGGGAGAGUUUCAAGCAUCCUUACAACUCCUUCUUACCCAAAAUGACUCUCGGCACCAACAACAGAACCGGAGAGAAUCUCAAACUCACUUCUUGGAAAAGCUACACAGAUCCUUCCACGGGGGAGUACACAGCUGGUCUUGCUCCUUACACGUUCCCCGAGCUUCUCAUCUGGAAGAACAACGUCCCUAUCUGGCGCAGCGGUCCCUGGAACGGUCAGGUUUUUGUUGGUUUACCCGACGUGGACUCUCUUCUGUUUCUCGAUGGGUUUAACCUCAACAAUGAUAACCAAGGAACGGUUUCGAUGUCCUACGCUAAUGGUUCUUUCAUGUAUCAUUUCAACUUGGAUCCUGAUGGAGCUAUCUACCAGAGAGACUGGAGAGCUCCUCUGAGAGACUGGAGGAUCGGUGUUAGGUUUCCAAAGACGGACUGUGAUGCAUAUGGUAAGUGUGGUCCGUACGGGAUCUGCAAUUCAAGGGAAGAGACACAAUGUAAAUGCGUUAAAGGGUUUGUGCCGAGGAACGAGACCGAGUGGGAUGCAAGGAACUGGAGUAAUGGGUGUGUGAGAAAAGCUAUGUUGAAGUGCAAUGCAAGUAACGGUGGAGGAGGAGGAAAAGAAGAUGGGUUUAUGAAACUGGAGAAGAUGAAAGUGCCGAUCAAUGCAAUACAGUCUCUAGCUAACGAGCAGGCUUGUCCACAGCAAUGUACUGAUAACUGUUCUUGCACGGCUUAUGCUUAUGAUAAAGGGAUUGGAUGCAUGCUUUGGAGUGGUAGCUUGGUUGAUAUGCAAUCAUUUGUGGGAAGUGGCAUUGAUCUUAAUAUUAGACUUGCUCAUUCUGAACUCAAAACACAUAGUAGUUUAGCAAUUGUGAUCACUGCAUCCGUGCUAGGUGCUGCGUUCGUUGCUGCUGUUUGUGUUCUUUUAGCAUGCAGGAGAUUCAGAAAACGUCCAGAACCAAAGAAAGAUAGAAGUGCGGAGAUAAUGUUUAAGAGAAUGGAAGAACUUACAAGUGGUAAUGAGUCUGCUUCUAACCAAGUGAAGCUCAAGGAGCUUCCUCUCUUUGAGUUUCAAGUGUUAGCCACGGCAACUGAUAGCUUCUCUCUCAGAAACAAGCUCGGACAAGGAGGGUUUGGUCCUGUUUACAAGGGAAAAUUGCCGGAAGGGCAAGAAAUAGCAGUGAAGAGGCUCUCAAGAGCAUCAGGACAAGGACUUGAGGAGCUUAUGAACGAAGUGGUUGUCAUUUCGAAGUUGCAACAUAGGAAUCUGGUGAAGUUACUUGGCUGUUGCAUUGAAGGUGAAGAAAGGUUGCUAGUCUACGAAUAUAUGUCAAAGAAAAGCUUGGAUGCUUAUCUAUUUGACCCAUUGAAGCAAAAGAUUCUUGACUGGAAGACACGGUUGAACAUAAUGGAAGGAAUAUGCAGAGGUCUUUUGUAUCUUCACAGAGAUUCAAGACUAAAGAUCAUACACAGAGAUCUAAAAGCUAGCAACAUUUUGUUAGAUGACAAUCUGAAUCCCAAAAUAUCUGAUUUUGGGCUUGCAAGAGUUUUCCGAGCUAAUGAAGAUGAAGCUAACACAAGAAGGGUUGUAGGAACUUACGGCUAUAUGUCACCGGAAUAUGCAAUGGAAGGUUUAUUUUCAGAAAAGUCAGACGUUUUCAGCUUGGGGGUUAUACUUUUAGAGAUCAUAAGUGGGAGAAGAAUCUCCCACAAGGAAGAAAAUAAUCUAAACCUUUUGGCUUAUGCGUGGAAGCUUUGGAAUGAGGGUGAGGCUGCUUCUCUAGCAGAUCCAAGCGUCUUUGAUGAGUCUUUCGAGAAAGAGAUAACGAAAUGUGUUCAGAUUGGUUUGUUGUGUGUGCAAGAAGUUGCUAACGAUAGACCGAAUGUUUCAACCGUGAUUUGGAUGCUAACCACCGAAAACACGAACCUCAAAGAGCCGAAGCAGCCUGCGAUUAUAGCAAGAAGAGGAGCUUCUGAGGCUGAAUCUUCUGACCAGAGUAGUCAAAAGGUCUCUGUCAAUGAUGUGAGUCUCACAGCUGUAACAGGGCGCUAAGCGCACAGAGCUAAUAUUUUUGUUUAUAUAAUGUAUGUUUUGAGAAUCACAUAUGCUUGCAAAUUGUGUUAUUCUGUGCAUGUUUAAUAGUUUGGUUAAAUAAUACUCUCUCAGUUUCAAAAUAAUAUAUAUUUUAGAGUUUUCACACU